Molecule: messenger RNA, 192 nt
Organism: Symbiodinium sp. CCMP2592
Lineage: Eukaryota; Dinophyceae; Suessiales; Symbiodiniaceae
Source: the annotation of a GenBank genome assembly
AUGGCAUAUGUUGUGAGUUCUAUGCCGCAACAACCCGUGGUCUCCGAACAGAGGCCGCAGGGUCAUCGGAACGGCGUGGCGCGACCCGUCCUGGAGAUCGAGCGCUUGGGGCGCAACGACGAGGAGGGCUCCUUCACCCAAUUCGGCAGAGCUCUCGGGCCGUCUGCGCAAUCGCAUCCAGCCUGGGGCUAA